GCAAAGGGCGCGGGGAGAGCGGGGCAGGCCAUGGAGGCUCCGCAGAGUCGCCGCGUUGGGAUCCUGGGCUACGGCCAGUUGGGGCAGUUCCUGGCCCAGCAGCUCUUGGCCCGGGGGCCCCCCCUGGGCCUGACCUUGGCCUGGGUCUGGGCCCGGGACGGGGCGAGUUUGGGGGGGCUGCCCCCUGCCCUGCGCCUCCCCGACCUGGGGCUCCUGCCCAGCACGGGGGUGGACCUGGUGGUGGAGGUGGCCCACCCGUGUGUGGCCCAGGAACACGGCGAGGACAUCCUGGGACAUGCGGAUUUCAUGCUGGGGUCCCCCACGGCCCUGGCAGACCCUGAGACCGAGCGGCGGCUGCGGGAGGCGGCGACACGGGGGAGCCACACCCUGUAUGUCCCCAGGGGGGCCCUGUGGGGCUGCGGGGACAUUGCCAGGAUGGACCAGGAGGGGACACUGGCUGCCCUGAAGGUGACAAUGACCAAGUCCCCGCAGAGUUUCCGGGCGCAGGGGUGGCUCCGGGAGCGGGUGGCGGCUGCGGUGGCCUCAGGGACGAGGACGGUCCUGUACGAGGGUCCCCUGCGGCCCCUCUGUCCCCUCGCCCCCAACAAUGUCAACACGAUGGCAGCGGCGGCCGUGGCGGCGCCAGGGCUGGGCUUCGACGGUGUCACCGCCUGCCUGGUGGCCGACCCCAGUGUCCCCGACUGGCACGUGGUGGAGGUGGAGGUGACAUCGGUUGGAGACAAGGGGCGGUGCUUGAGUGUCACCAGCAUCCGCCGGAACCCGGCAGGACCCGCUGCUGUCACCGGCAGUGCCACCCUGGGCUCCUUCUGGAGCUCCCUGCAGGCCUGCACCGGGCACGGUGGGUGUGUCCGUCUCUGCUGAGCCCCCAGGACCGUGACGAGCCAGGACCCCCCACGGACCCACCGAAAACCUCCAGACGACCCCCUGGGACCCCUUGGGGACAAUUUGGGGACCUUUUGGCGACAUUAAAACCUCCCCCAAACCCCA
Molecule: messenger RNA, 1008 nt
Organism: Chiroxiphia lanceolata (lance-tailed manakin)
Lineage: Eukaryota; Metazoa; Chordata; Aves; Passeriformes; Pipridae
Gene: ASPDH
Product: aspartate dehydrogenase domain containing
Exons: 8
Coding region: 31-882 (283 amino acids)
Biological process (GO): NAD+ biosynthetic process
Molecular function (GO): L-aspartate dehydrogenase [NAD(P)+] activity; NADP binding
Source: RefSeq, a predicted model, not a curated record